CGGGACGCGGGGCCGGGACUCCGCCGGGGGCAGCGAGGUCGCCGCCUGACGCUCGCCGCUGCGGGCCGCGGCCGCCGCGAGCUGGAGGAGGCUCCACCCACAGGUGGAUCUCGGAGCCGGGGAGGGAGGCUGGGUUCCGGCCCCCAGGCGCCACCAUCGGAUCAGCCUGAGCCCCGCGGCUGUAUUGCUUGACCAUUCCUUCCGGAUAGCGCUUCCCUUCACCAGUUUUUCUUGGAAUUGGACAGAUGGCAACCACCAUAAUGAUACUGUAUGUAGCCAAGCUAAAUAAAAUAAUUCACUUUCCUGAUUUUGACAAGAGAAUUCCUGUAAAGCUGUUUCCGCUGCCUCUCCUCUACAUUGGAAACCACUUAAGUGGAUUAUGGAGCACAAGUAAAUUAAGCUUGCCGAUGUUCACCGUGCUCAGAAAGUUUACUAUUCCGCUUACUCUACUCCUGGAGACCGUCAUACUUAGGAAGCAGCACUCCCUGGAUAUCGUGGUCAGUGUCUUCGCCAUUGUCUUUGGGGCUAUUGUGGCAGCUGGUUCUGACCUUGCUUUUAACUUGGAAGGUUAUAUUUUUGUAUUCCUGAAUGACAUCUUUACAGCAGCAAAUGGAGUUUAUACCAAACAGAAAAUGGACCCCAAGGAGUUAGGGAAGUAUGGGGUGCUCUUCUACAAUGCCUGCUUCAUGGUUAUCCCCACUUUCCUUAUUAGUGUCUCCACCGGAGACCUGCAACAGGCAAUUGAAUUCCAUGAGUGGAAGAAUAUCCUUUUUAUCCUGCAGUUUCUUCUGUCCUGUCUUUUGGGGUUUCUGCUGAUGUUCGCCACGGUUCUGUGCAGUCACUAUAACUCGGCCCUGACCACGGCUGUGGUUGGAGCCAUCAAGAAUGUGUCUGUUGCAUACAUUGGGAUGCUAGUUGGUGGAGACUACAUUUUUUCUCUAUUAAACUUUGCAGGAUUAAAUAUUUGCAUGGCUGGAGGCCUGAGAUACUCCUUCCUAACCCUGGGCAGCCAGUUAAAACCUAACCAGACUGACGAGGAAAAUGUUCCCCUGGACACAAAGAGUUAAGAACUGGUGCAGAAUUGCAGACUGACUUGCGGACCGGGCACAGGGUGGGCAUUCCAGGCUGGAUUGCACAGGCCGAGGUUUCAGGCCUCGGACCUUCCCUGUCCUACUCAGAGCACACAUGGAACCUUUGCAAAUCACAGCGUGAUCUCUGUUUGGGGUCGCAGUGAGCUGCAGAAGGAGCUCCAGGGAAGCCAGGAGAGGACACGAUUCCUGCCCACCUGUGCUGCCCUUAGCUGCCUCCCGAGGUCCUGCCUCCUCCCCAGGGCCUGGCCUCCUGGUGAAGGUGCCACCACAUCGAGGUGCUAUGAGAACAGCUCUGUUGCCUUCAGUUUCAACAAACAUCUAUUUUAAUAAAAUCGGCCUAUUAUUUGUUAGCUUUGAUGUGAGUUAUAUUGGCAUAUCUUCCUAGUCAUCUGAGAGAAAUAAAGUCAUUUCCACGAAUGCCUCACUCUGAGGUGUUGCUGGCAGCUGGGAAAUGACUGGCCACUUCUUCAGAACACAGAACACCCAGGUUCAUGGGACAGCUAGACACUCCUUGUAGGCCUUGUGUUAAGAGAAAUUGCAAUGUAUUUCAGAGGAAAAUUGCACAGGAUGAG
Molecule: messenger RNA, 1663 nt
Organism: Octodon degus (degu)
Lineage: Eukaryota; Metazoa; Chordata; Mammalia; Rodentia; Octodontidae
Gene: Slc35d2
Product: solute carrier family 35 member D2
Exons: 12
Coding region: 246-1067 (273 amino acids)
Cellular component (GO): Golgi apparatus
Molecular function (GO): antiporter activity; GDP-fucose transmembrane transporter activity
Source: RefSeq, a predicted model, not a curated record